AUGCCGUUUUACGAUACCAUCAAGAUGCCCAAGGACCUUUAUGCCACACUAUCUAAUGGCACAAAACUCACUCUUCCAGAGGAACAGCGAACACAACUUUUCGCAAAGCUUGAAGACAAGUUGCAAGAUCGUGUUGCAGCUGAAUUUCGACCGCUGCGACUGCUGGGUGACUUCAAGCAACCUAUCUCAGCUCGUUACCAGUCAAAUAUUCCAACACUCGAUGAGUUGAGGUCUAGGUCUAUCGGUAUGGCUAUAUGUGAGCUAGAAGCAAUAUACCUUCACCAAGACGACUCCUUUCUUUAG
This is a messenger RNA of Aureobasidium melanogenum CBS 110374, 303 nucleotides long. RefSeq lists its product as uncharacterized. The record is from RefSeq and is a predicted model, not a curated record. NCBI's taxonomy places the organism in Eukaryota, Fungi, Ascomycota, Dothideomycetes, Dothideales, Saccotheciaceae. The transcript has a single exon. Bases 1 to 303 code for a protein of 100 amino acids.